Molecule: messenger RNA, 5243 nt
Organism: Acipenser ruthenus (sterlet)
Lineage: Eukaryota; Metazoa; Chordata; Actinopteri; Acipenseriformes; Acipenseridae
Product: AP-1 complex subunit beta-1
Exons: 23
Coding region: 264-3134 (956 amino acids)
Biological process (GO): vesicle-mediated transport; intracellular protein transport
Cellular component (GO): clathrin adaptor complex; membrane coat
Molecular function (GO): clathrin binding
Source: RefSeq, a predicted model, not a curated record
UUCUGACAGAGAGAAGGGUUUCAGAGAGGCCCUCCAGAAUUGGCAGCACACAGUCGGUUUCUGAACAGGAAGUCUUGCGCUGCUUCACUUCCGUCUGGCAGGUGACAGCGUAGCACUGUCAGACAUUUUGGAGUUCUGAGCUGGGAACGGUAAGACACACACACAUAGACUUCAUCGUAAACCAUCCGAAAGUUACUGACGCACGCCGACCCGGGAUCGCGGUGAAUCAAAAUAAAGAGGAGAACUGACACCUUGCAGCAAAAAUGACCGACUCCAAGUAUUUCACCACCACCAAGAAAGGAGAGAUCUUCGAGCUGAAGGCAGAGCUGAACAGCGAUAAGAAGGAGAAGAAGAAGGAGGCUGUGAAGAAAGUGAUUGCGUCCAUGACCGUUGGCAAGGAUGUCAGCGCCCUGUUCCCUGAUGUUGUGAACUGCAUGCAGACAGAUAACUUGGAGCUGAAGAAGCUGGUGUAUCUCUAUCUCAUGAACUACGCAAAGAGCCAGCCAGACAUGGCCAUUAUGGCUGUCAACACCUUCGUCAAGGACUGCGAGGACCCCAACCCUCUGAUCCGCGCUCUGGCUGUGCGCACUAUGGGCUGUAUCCGUGUGGAUAAGAUCACAGAGUACCUGUGUGAGCCGCUGCGCAAGUGCCUGAAGGACGAGGACCCCUACGUGAGGAAGACUGCAGCCGUCUGCGUGGCCAAGCUGCACGACAUUAACGCCCAGCUGGUGGAGGAUCAGGGCUUCCUGGACACCCUCAAGGACCUGAUCUCGGACUCCAAUCCCAUGGUAGUGGCAAACGCAGUUGCUGCCCUGUCAGAGAUUGCAGAGUCCCACCCCAACAGCAAUCUGCUGGACCUGAACCCGCAGUCUAUCAACAAGCUGCUGACUGCCCUCAACGAGUGCACAGAGUGGGGCCAGAUCUUCAUCCUCGACUGCCUGGCCAACUACACCCCACGGGAUGACAGGGAGUCCCAGAGCAUCUGUGAGCGUGUGACCCCCCGCCUCUCCCACGCAAACUCUGCCGUCGUGCUGUCUGCCGUCAAGGUGCUGAUGAAGUUCAUGGAGAUGCUGCCAAAGGACCUGGAUUAUUACGGCACGCUGCUGAAGAAACUAGCACCCCCUCUGGUCACCCUGCUGUCUGCAGAGCCAGAGCUGCAGUAUGUGGCCCUCCGUAACAUCAACCUCAUUGUGCAGAAAAGACCAGAGAUCCUGAAGCAUGAGAUGAAAGUAUUCUUUGUGAAGUACAACGAUCCAAUCUACGUCAAACUGGAGAAACUGGACAUUAUGAUACGUUUGGCCUCCCAGGCUAACAUUGCUCAGGUUUUGGCUGAGCUGAAAGAAUAUGCCACAGAGGUGGACGUGGAUUUUGUGAGGAAGGCAGUCCGUGCCAUUGGCAGAUGUGCCAUUAAAGUUGAGCAAUCAGCAGAGCGCUGUGUGAGCACGCUACUUGAUCUCAUACAAACCAAGGUCAACUAUGUGGUGCAAGAAGCCAUCGUGGUCAUUAAGGACAUUUUCCGCAAGUACCCCAACAAGUACGAGAGCGUCAUUGCUACCCUGUGUGAGAACUUGGAUUCCCUGGAUGAGCCCGAGGCCCGGGCUGCUAUGAUUUGGAUCGUGGGAGAAUAUGCUGAGCGCAUUGACAAUGCAGAUGAACUGCUGGAGAGCUUCCUGGAAGGAUUCCAUGAUGAAAGCACACAGGUUCAGCUUCAGUUGCUGACGGCCAUCGUGAAACUUUUCCUCAAGAAACCCACUGAGACGCAGGAACUGGUGCAGCAAGUACUCAGCCUGGCUACACAAGACUCCGAUAACCCUGAUCUGAGGGACCGUGGCUACAUCUACUGGCGCCUGCUCUCCACCGAUCCAGUGGCUGCCAAGGAGGUGGUUCUGGCAGAGAAGCCCCUGAUCUCGGAGGAGACGGACCUCAUCGAGCCCACCCUGCUGGAUGAGCUCAUCUGCCACAUCGGCACCCUGGCCUCCGUCUACCACAAACCCCCCAACGCCUUUGUGGAGGGCAGCCGCGGGGUGCAGCACAAGCGCCUCCCACCCAGGACUGGAUCGAACGAGAGCCCAGAGAGCCCUGAGUUAGCCCAACCCGCUGCAGCCCAGCCUGCCGACCAGCCGCCCGCUGUCAUCCCCUCCCAGGGGGACCUGCUGGGGGACCUGCUCAACCUGGACCUGGGACCACCCACCAGCGGCGGGACUCCCGCCAUCACCUCCGCCAUGCAGAUGGGAGCCAUGGACCUGCUGGGUGGAGGACUCGACAGCCUGAUGGGGGAUGACACAGAAGCGCUUGGUGGUGAUUUAGGAGGAAGUCCAGCGAUUGGAGCCGGGUUUGGAGGUCCUGCAGUAAUGCCGUCCUCCCUCAAUGCCCCAGUAGGGGGUGGUCUCGGGGACCUCUUUGACCUGGGAAGUGGGGUGGGAAUGCCCACUGGAUCCUACGUUGUACCCAAAACUGUGUGGUUGCCUGCCAUGAAAGCCAAAGGUCUCGAGAUCUCUGGAACCUUUGCCCGCCGUAUGGGCACCAUCCAGAUGGAUGUGACCUUCACUAACAAGGCCAUGCAGAUCAUGACAGACUUUGCUAUCCAGUUCAACAGAAACAGUUUUGGACUGUCUCCAGCAGCUCCCCUUCAGCUUGCCACACCCCUGAGUCCCAACCAGACCAUCGAGGUGUCCCUCCCUCUCAGCACAGUGGGGCCUGUCAUGAAGAUGGACCCACUCAACAACCUUCAGGUUGCAGUGAAGAACAAUAUUGAUGUGUUCUACUUCAGCAGCCUCUAUCCCAUUAACAUCCUAUUUGUAGAAGAUGGCAAGAUGGAACGGCAGGUAUUUCUGGCCACCUGGAAAGACAUUCCCAGUGAUAAUGAAGCACAAUUCCAAAUCAAGGACUGCCACCUGAACUCAGAUGCUGUGAGUAACAAGCUCCAAAGUAAUAAUAUCUUUACCAUUGCCAAGAGGAAUGUGGAGGGACAGGACAUGCUUUACCAGUCCAUGAAGCUGACCAAUGGCAUCUGGAUCCUGGCUGAACUGCGCAUCCAGCCAGGCAGCCCCAACUUCACGCUCUCCCUGAAAUGCCGAGCCCCUGAGAUCUCCCAGUUUGUGUUGCAGUCCUACGAGGCAAUGCUGAAAAACUGAGCCAACACUGCAGAACAGCUCCGAGAGGUGCUGUGAGGAGGGGCUGGGGGUUCAUCUGGGAGACCCUGCACGCAACAUCACCACCCAGGACCCCCUUCUCAUUCCCCACCUGGGCAGGACGGGGCUCCAAUACAGAUUCUGUACAAUACAACGUAAAGCAUUUCCUGAAUUUCCACACGUAAUAAUAAAAUGUAAUAAACCUUUGUUAGGGUGAACAACCCCUGAACUCUGCAGCCACACCUCAUAUUGUGUUAAGAAACAGUAAAAAACAAUGACCAGAACUCUUUUAAUAUACACAGUUUCUUGGUAGCUCAUUGCACAUCCACUGCUGCAUGUACUGGACGUUUUAAAGUAACUGGUUUACUUGUGGGUGGAUAAGUGAGGUAUUCACUGACAGUAAAAUUGCCAGCAAUACAGGUAAACAUGCCAGCUGAAGGCUUGGAAUCCUGUUUCCAGAUAGUGGUGUGGGUUCAUAAAGGCUACUAUUGUAACCUUAAGAAUCAGCAUACUCUCUGAGUGACCUGCAGGUUUAUUAAAAUGUAAGCUGCUUCUGCAAAUAAUUGGUGUGCUGCGGUAGCUUUUAUCCAUUUAAUGAACAUCUUCGAUGUUCCCUUCCCAGGAGCAAUCAUUACCCUGGGCUCUUGAUACGCUACCCUGCUUGUUGCAAAGCAUGUCUCAGCAGGCAGAGUUGAAGAUUGUCAUGAAUAUAUUCUAUUUGCAUUGAUCUGCAGGCCCCUAGUGUUAUUGUUGGAGGUUUGGUGUCUUCUGGACCAUUUGGAGAUGCAGUAUUCCUUUUAAUUCCCUUGAAAGCAGUGAUCCCAGAACCCACAAGCCUUGAGUAAUACCCCUGCUUAGAGUAAUGACAAACUAUUUGAACCAUUGCCUUCCCAAUCACCUGAUAUGCAGGACAUGUAUUAGAAACCAGUUGUUGCAAAGCAAAAUCCAAAUACCCUCCCCCCCUUAUCUUAAGCAACAUGCAUUUUUGUUUCUAAAUUGGAAGUUCUUUCUCAAACGGUGUUUGUAGAAUGAGAGCAUUGUUAGUUUCUUUGCAUUUGGAUCUAAUGGUUUUUACACAGGCUGCCUCUUCCCCAGAUAUAGGAUAUACUAUUGCUUUAUCCCAAUACUUCCACACUACACACCAACCCUCUAACCAAGUUACAUCUACCUUGUUAGCACACUCUCAAGUUGGCACACACUCAAGGUCUGAAAGGGAAUGCUGCGUCUUUACUAAUUGAAACACUAAUUGGUUUGGUGCGGCUGACCAAAUAUGCCCAAGUUGAUCCUCCAUUAUUUCCCUAAUGCUCUUUUUUAGAGUCAUUCAUGUGAAAUACUGAGCUGAAACAUCGCCCCCCCUCCCCCCUCCCUCCCCAGCGUGUGUUUGUAAGUGUAUGUGUGAGUGUGGGUGAGCGCAGUGGACUGUGUUUAGUAUUUUCCUUUAAAGCAUUCCAAUUCUUUUCAGUGGGUUUUUGUAUUUUAAGUGUGUUGUAACUUUAUCAAUGGGGCUGAAUAGAAGAGGCUUGGAGCUGAUCUAUCUCUAAAUUAAGGUGCAUAGCAAUUGAUUGUUCAAAAGGGCUAUUGAAUCUUGUCACUGUUAUUCAUAGACCCUUAUGCAGGUAAUCGACAUUCGUAUUCACCAGCAAUCUCAUAAAUCUGAAAGUUGAAUUGCAUGCACCCCUCUUUCCAACAUGUAUUUCAGCUUCUUCUAAAUAAAUACAUAUUUGUUUAUUUUAGAUCAUAAUGACAGCAUUUUAAAUAAAUGGGAUAUCUAUCCAAGUAAGAAGUGGCUUUUGUUUCCACCUUGAGAUGCAUUCAGGGCCCUGUUCUAGACAUAGAGCUUCCAAGACCAGUGCAGAACAUUCACAAGGGCCCCCUGAGAGCUCUUGGCUGCAGAUGUCUGCUCCAAGCCCCAUGUGACAUUGCCCAGACCAGGUCUUGUGUUUUCCAUUACUCCUGUACUUUAGUGUGUGUGUGUGAGCUGCUGCUGUGGGUGACCAUGUUUAGGUGCAGAUCUUACUGCAGCAAAACAUUCUAUAUAAAGUAAAUAAAUAUGAAAAAAGUGAUAUGAGUGACUGGUUACUGUGAAUAAAGAAAAACAAUAUAUUCACAAGA